GUUAGCACAUCGGGAUGGAUACCAUACAUGAUGUGAAACAUAAUUGUGGGCUGUGUUCCUGUGCAUUGCAUGUAAUUUCGGUAACUGUACGUUUCGACCGUGAUGCAGUUUGAUAGCAUUUUUAGACUGGCAUGGGUGACAGAGUGACUACGCCUGCCCCGGCCACUGCAGGCCCUCCCACGCGACAUCGGCCGUGGGAACCUGCAACUGCUGAAGCAAAGUCUGGUGUCACAUCCUUGGCAGACAUUUUUGAUACAGCCUUCUCAUCUACAGUUGACCGUCCUGUGGAUAAUACUGAAAAUUUCUCUGCAGGUCCCGGUGAUGCAGACUUCGAUCAGCUGCUGUCCGACAAUGAUCCACUGUUUGCUGACAGUGACCCUGACGCAGAUGAAUCGGUAUUGGCUACAAGCCUCGAUGAGUACUAUGGCUUCAGUACAGAUGCUGGGGCUGUAGGGGUGGAUGUGGCAGUGGGAGGGCAUUGGUCGGCAGCGGUUCAGCCGUCACCAUCAGUUCUGCCUGGCAGCUCUGCACUUGCACCCCCACCUCCACCUCCACUCCCACCACCUGAACUGUUCGACUUGGUAAGACGCAAAAGAUCACUUCGAGAGGAUCGCAGUGCCUGUGCUGUUGCUGCUACUGCUGCUGCAAAACUGAGAGCGAGAACAAGGGGCAUAUCCUCUCCCUCGAGUUCCUCCACUGACUUCGUUUUCUCACCAGGGCCAUCAGUAUCUAGUCGACAAAAUUCUCAAGGAUACAGCCAGCCAGAUGACGGUCCAAGCGCUCCUGAUCUCCAGCUUGAUUGGCUCUCAUCUGGUAGUGAUGCUGAUGACACUGAUGAUGAUAGUGGCAUUGAAGUUCUUGGAAUGCAUACACUUUAUGAGAAUGGUUCGACAGCACAGCAGUCUCAAAAUGUACAGCAGCAACAGGAGCAGCAGCAGCAGCAGCAGCAGCAACAACAACAACAACAAGAACAGCAGCAGCAGCAGCAACAGCAAUACCAACAGCAACAACCUCAACAGCAGCAGCAGCAGCAGCAGCAGCAGCAGCAACCACAACAGCAGCAGCAGCAGCAGCAACAACAACAACAACAACAACAGCAACAGGUGGACAUGCAACAACAACAACAACAACAACAACAGCAGCAGCAGCAUGAGCAGGAAAGGCAAAGACGACAGCUGCGGAGACAUUAUAUGAGUGAACGUCAGCAUCAACAAACAAUGUAUACACCAAGCACGAACAUCUAUGUUCAGGCAGCUGCUCAAGCUUCUCAGAUAUUACCGCAACCUACUGAUAUACUUACACCGCAACAGCACUUCGAAUUUUGUUUGGAGCAUCCAUCUGAACAAGUGCCAAUGAUGCAGCACCAGCAGCAGUCUCAGCAGCAGCGACAGCAGCAACAAAGCACUGUUGGAAAUAGUCAAACGAAUACCGAUAGUGGUGCAGUACCCGUUGUUGAUUUGACUCAAGAAUCUGACGAGGAGAUGCCUAUGGUUGCCCCAGUGCCAUUAACAUCAAUGCCACCAGGAGGGACACGACCAGGCAUUAUAUCUAGGCAUCCUGCACGAUUGAAUUAUCCAGCAGUGCCAGCACCUGCCCCUGCGCCGACAUCAUUCUCGGUCGGCUGUCGAGCAAGAUGUCGAAGUAGGGGUGACUUAGCAUCUACGGUUGGUCCUACAUCUAUGGGACCUGUUACUGGACAUCUGGGGAGCUCAGUUGGCCCUGGACCUGGUCCAAUUGCCACUGACUCACAUCGAUGUUAUUCGGCACCUUGGAUGCACCCCUGUCCUGCUGUUACACCACAUGCUCAUGGCCAUGUUCACAGUCACAGCCACACACAUGGUCACAAUCAUAAUUCUCAUGGAUACAAUGGUGGCCGGUUUUAUGUAGGUGAUGCACCACUACAACGAAUGGCACAAUUCCAGUAUGGCGGUGUUAACUCAGGGCGCCCUACUACAGGUGCCUUUCCGUAUCUGGCUCCACCUCCUCCUCCUCCCCCUCCACAACCUCGUAUCUAUCCUGUCCAUGAGCGACUGUGGCAUACUCAACAGCGUAUACAGGAGAUUCAGCGACGACAACAUUCUUUGCAUGUGCAGCAGCAGCAACAGCAGCAGCAGCAACAGCAGCAUAGCCGAAGCUUGAUUGGCCGUGGUGAAGAUGAUGCUUAUUGCCGACUUCAGCAGGGAGCCAGCCGACAUUCUUGUCAUGCUGCUCCACCUCCUCCACCUCCACCACUGCUUGCUCCACAGCAGCCAACUGUUUACAGUCGGCCUGAGGUUGUGCCGGCUCCUGCUCCAACAGCUGCACCACCUACAGGAGCUGCUGCCGCCACUGCAGGCUGGACGCCAGAGGCAGAUGUUCUCACAUCCAGUACUGUGCUUUCAUCACCUCCAACUAUCAUGCCUGACUUGCACACAGAAAUUGUUGUCAGCUCUCCACCUACUGUUGGCAUGGAAGCCACACACCAACAUGUGCACCAUCAUCUGUAUCACUAUCACCAGCCAGGACAUCGCAUGCACCACCUGCAUAUCAGCAUAACUCCUACAGUUACUGCUGGUAGUACCAGCCCUGAGCUGGUGUUUCCGCCAGUUCUAGCGCCUGAGUUAGUUCCUUUUCCUUUCCUGGCUCGACAUAUGACAGCGAGACUCGAGGAUUAUGUCCGUGUAGUGGAGCAGCGUCGUCUUGCCCAUGCCAAUCGUGGUGCUGAUCAGGAGACAAUUGAGCGUUACACAUUUCCUCAUAAAUACAAAGUGUUCAAGAGAAGAACAGAUGAUCUGGAAGACAACACAGAGAAGUGUACUAUAUGUCUGUCAGAAUUUGAAGAAAAUGAAGAUGUCAGACGCCUGCCAUGCAUGCAUCUCUUCCAUGUCGAGUGUGUUGAUCAGUGGCUCAGCACAAAUAAACGUUGCCCCAUCUGUCGUGUGGACAUUGAAACUCAUCUCAACAAGGACUUGCAGACAACUUGACAGCUGUUUGUGUGUGUAGACAGUGAAUAAUCUUCAGCCAUCACACCCAGUGCAGAAUCUUCUGGCUUCUGUAGUGGUGCUUCCUGGAGACAUCUUUAGUCUUUAUAUUUAAUGUUAAGCUAUUGUACUUUGAUUGAUAUAAUUCAAGGUGGGGCAUCCGAUUGUGUGGGCAUGAAAUUAAGGCAUCAGUUUAGAUUAUUAUUAUUAUUAUUAUUAUUAUUAUUAUUAUUAUUAUUAUUGUUAUUUUUAACCAGGAUGAUUACACUAGGUUGCAAAAUGCUAAUGAAGUGUGAUUACUGCAGGUUUCUUUUUCCAUCCAAGUCGUGUGACGUGGCCUGCUUGUUUUUUAGAGUUACCAUAUGUUCAUGCUAACAGCUGAUUGCAUUGUUCUUAAAGUCAAAACACUGUAGGCUAAAUUGGGGAAUAUUACUAUGUUUAUUUUGUGAAUAUAAAGUAUUUAUUAACAGUUGAAGCAACGUAAUAAUCAUGAAGGAAUGGAAUCCUCUGCUCCGUGAACAAUAAUUGUAUAUACAAGAAAAAAAAUGAGAACAAGCUUUAUUGUGCCUAUUAUCUAAAUAUAAAUCAGUUAUUAAAAACGCCAGCAACAUAAUAAACUUUAAGGUGUGGAAUCCUCUGCUCAACAAAGAAGAAUUACACAUAAAAUUAAGAAUGAGGAUUAACAGACGCAACUCCAGAUGAAUGAUGACUGGUAUUUAGGCUUACUUAAAACAUCAGAAAAUCAUACUUGCUAGUAUUAGUAUAAUACCCCUCUCCCUCCUUCCCCCUCAGCUCUCUCUCUCUCUCUCUCUCUCUCUCUCUCUCUCUCUCUCUCUCUCUCAGCUUUGUGUGUGUUACCAGAAUUAACUCAUAUUUUCUCACUACUGCAGUGUGUCAUGUGGCUCCCCCUCUCCUCCUCGACAAUACUCAAAAUGUCAUCUUGUAUCCACCUUGCCCAGCAUGUCUUCCUUCCUCCCAGCUACUCAAUCUUUCAUUUCACCACACCCUCCUCCCUCACACAGACACACACACACACACACACACACACACACACGUCCAGUUAACUGCUCAUAAACAGUCUCUGUAUAUCUGUGUGUGUGUGUGUGUGUGUGUGUGUGUGUGUGUAGUAGAACACGACAGAAUAAUUUAUUUUCUUGUUAUCUGUCCCCCAUAACAGCUACCCAUUGAUGACCAAGAUAUAUAUAUUGCCAUGUAUUUGAGACAAAAUGAAAUGUCUGUUAACUAAUUUUAUAAAUACGUCUCAAACAAUAAAAAAAAAAUGUUAUUGACUGAUGCAAUCUGUAACAUUGUAAUGGUGUUAUGAAUUUCAUCAUUAUUAUUAUUAUUAUUAUCAUCAUCAUCAUCAUCAUCAUCAUCAUCAUCAUCAUACAUAAUCAGUGGAAAUAACACCAAGUACUUGUCCUUUUUUGCAAAAGGAAACUUGAAGCUGUCAAAUAACAGAUUAACUUUUCAUGGUUUGGGUUCAUAGUCACAUAAAACUUUUUAUAAGACAUCAUAUUUGCCAUUGACUGAAAAAUUAUUUAUUUGCACUGUUGCAGUUUCAGCCUUAUGGCCAUAAUCAAGUGGUAUAUUGCAAAAGACUGCAUUCUCACACAUGUCAGAUCUAAAAGUCAUCUGACAUGUAUGCAUGUCGUGGUCAUAUUUAAGAGCAGUAUGAAAUUGGAGAUAUUUGCUACUCACAACAUAAAACAGGCAUUGAGCAGCAGACAGAGACAUUUAAAAGUAGACUAAGCUAUCGGACUAAGUCCUCCUUCAUAUGUAAUGCCGAGAGAUGACAGUAUCUCUGUGUCCUUGAUAGCUUAGUCUACUUUUAAAUGUGCCUUUCAACCCCUCAGUGCCUUUUCUAUUUGGUAAGUAGCAAUCUGUCCUAUGUCAUCUUGGAUUUUUGACUGUUAGUAUAUUCAUUUAAGUGUACACUGUUGAGAUGUUAUAUGAUUUGGAGAAUCCUACUUCUUCAGCAAUGAUUUCUGAAAUGUUUUGUAGAUAGUUAUUUAGACAGCACAGCUUUUGUCCCUUCCUUUCAAGUAUAUAACUCUUUAUUUCAUAUUUCCAAAUUCAAACUGAUUGUGUUAGUAGUUGGUGACAAUUUUAUUUUCAGUUAUUUCUUCUCUCAAAAACAACACAGUGACAAAUCAGAAGAAGGUAGCUAUGCCAACACUGCAGAACUUGCUUUUUAUUAUGAGUGCAAUUACAACUUCACCUUGAGCCAGGAGAGAUGUAAGCCCUCACGCUCUAAUCUCCCUUGAAAUUGGUAUGACAAAACUGAUGUAUUCCACAAAGACAAUACAGAAAAAGACUUCUAUAUUUGUUCAUAGUAAGGCUGCACAAUCAAAGCUGUUGAGCUAUGCCUCUUAGCUUCUCAUAGCGAAGUGAAGAGGCAUACAGGUACUUUGUUGUAAAUAUCCAUAGCAUUGAUGCUUUCAUUGAAGCAUAAACUGUAAACAUAAAAUGAGUAAGAGAAAUAUAAUGCUGCUCACAGUUCUCAGCAUAUGAGCACUUCAGUGUCAAAUAGCCCAUAUUGCCUUUUCUUACGGAUAAAGAUAAUACUAAACUGUUACUACAGCCCUCGGAGUUGAUUCUGCUGUAUAAUUUGUUCAAAUUGAGAAAAAGUUUCAUGUCACGAAUUCAUGAUAAUGAAAUUUGAAAAUAGAUAAAUAAUAUCUGUUUUUAGCAAUUGAAAACAACAUUCUUAUGCUGAAGGAAGAAUGCUGCAAGUUCCAUAGUACUAUAAAAAUUAAUGGACCUAUUUUGUUUAGCAUGUGGAAGAUUGCAUUAGACAUUAGUUGCAUCUUUGUGCACAGUCUAGAUAUCAGUUAUCACAUGAUAUAACUGUAGAAAAAAUCUUUUAAUCAUUAUUUUACCUGGGCUUCUUAUUUUUCUGGUUUUAUGACACUGCAGUUAAAGUUACUGCCUUUGAGCAUCCAUUUGAAUAUAUGAAGAGUACAAGUACCUGUAAAUUAUUGUUGCCAUAUAACAUUUUUGGAAACAGUGGACUUUCAGUAUAAAUGAAUGAGAUCACUUUGUGUGUUUUUCAUGUUUCUGGCAUGACAAAUAUUUUAUUUCUGUUCUUGAUACACCAAUAAAAAAUGAGAUGCAUAAAAAUAUUUUAUUGUGAACUUUCUGAUGGUCACACUUGUAACUCUUAAUCACUAAUAUCUUGCUUAACCUACUUAGUUUUCCUUUUUACAUAAAAACUGAUGCUUUAAUAAAUGAUCUUGAAAUAUUUCUUCCACAUACAAGGUUUUUGGUCAGAUUUUAUGCAACAUUUGUCUGUGUUUUAGUGGAUGUCAGUUUUUACCACAUCAAUUUUACAUUUUUUUCUUAUAAUAGUCAAUGAGGUACAUGUCUUUAACUCUACAAAACUUACAGUAUAGUUCUAAAUACAAAUCCCUACUUACAUGUUAUUGAGUUUCAUUGCCAAAUUUCAGUUUCAGCAUUCUUCCCACAGAAUUUCCCAUGCCCUAGAAUCAUUGUUUGCUGCACCACAUUUUCUAUCUUGUCAGCAUAAAUUUAUCUUUGUGCAAAGAUCAAAUAAUUUACACUAAUGGCCAUUAGGUUUCUUGUAAUUUAAUCUACCUUUUAUUUACUAAAUUUAACAGCAGUGAAAUCUCUUUUUACACAGAAAUUAUUCAUCAAAAUCUCACCACCAUUAAAAGGUUUAGAAUUACAAUCUAACUUUUAUUCUUCUUCAAGCAAUCUUUGUAAUGGUGCCAUACAUAUGGAUAGUCUGAACUGAAUUGCUGAAUUGUAGUGUUGUGCUUUGUUAAGGUGACAUUCACAUUCAUCUUUGCAGUGCUAUCUUACUAGACUAACAUUAGGAGAUUCAAAUCCAACAAGUUAAAUGAGUUUACAGAAUCAGUUCAACAACAGUGGGAAAAUUUAAUUCGUAGUUUUAUUUGUUGUGUUAUCUCUGUUGUUACAAUUUCUAGGUAUCUUUGGCCCACAAAAUUAAACUAUAUGUGACUAAUCAAGUACUAACGUCCCAGAAUGAAUGAAGCAAGACAGUGGCAUCUUUCAUGUGCUCAUUUAUUAAUUUUUCAUGUACGAAGAUGUACUCUGAAAGUGUUACAUCUAGUUUAGUUUUGCUCCAUUUUUGUGCACACCUUGUUUUAAAUUUUUGGUUAAUUUUAUCUUGUGUGUGACUCUUAUUAGAGUGGCCUUGUUAGUAACACACUUCAUCAUAAAUUUGUUCCUCCUUUCUGAAAACUUACUUUGUAGUAGAAAACAGUAAAAGUUUAUAUUGUAUACCUUUUUAUUUAUCUGGAUUGAUGUUUUUUAUUUAUUGAGAAAUCUAUACAGAAUAUUGCAAUUCAUGAACCCAUGUUUCUGUAGAAUUUUAACUGUGUUCACACUUUGCUUUUGCAAAAAUGGACAUGAUAUUUUGUUUCAACUGUGUGUGGAUAUGUUUUAUUAGUUUUGAUGUUUCAGAGGACGUCUUCUGACCUCUCUCUUUCUGUAUAUGUUUCUGGUGUAGUGAAUGUAUUGUGCUUUACUUAGUGUCAGUCUUUUGUGUAGCCAAUAGCAACAGUUAGAACUGAAAAUGACGAGACAUACCAUGUCAUCAUUUAAUAUCCACAAUGGAUGAACUUCUCACAUGGCAUAAAAAAGUUAUUUUUAAUGAGUCAUCUUAAUUGGUUUGUUAUGGUAUCUGAUUGACUGACAAAUAUCCCUUCUAAAUAAUAUGGAUAUGCAUAUUGCAAUAAUUAAAAGCAGUUUUUGUCAUCUUUCAUCCUUUCAGUUUGAUAGUUGCUCUACAUGUGAUUGUAAAUAAACCUGAUACUGUCUAGUCGUAAGCUACCUCUGAAAUGUCACUGCUCCUUUUUUUAAUUUUGUUUUAAAUAUACCUCAGUAUAUAAAUUUAUGUAAACAGUGUUUAGUUCCCAAUAUUUCUUACAUGUUGUAAAAUAUGUACUUGUUAUGUUUUGUAUUUCUGCAGUGUUCUGUUAGGUAUCCUCAUUAUUGAAAUCUCCAGAAUUAGUUGCAAAAUUUUGUAAACAAAAUAGUUAGACCUUUGGAAACUGCAUGCAACAGUGAAAGUUUUGGAAACUGUGACUGCCCUUUGUUUUAAUAAUAUUAUUACAGAUUUAGAACUAAAACCAGGACAUGCAUACUUCCAUGCUUCCAAUUAUACAGUAAUUCAUUUUCUGUGUCAAUCUUAUAAUAAUGAAUAAAGUGUCAAAAAUUGUGAUACAUAUUUAAUAAACUGCCAGAAUCGGUCUUUCAUCAUAUUUAAGUCAGUGGUAUCUGGAAAAGAAACAAACUGUAGGAAGUGUUCUGAAUGUUAUUGGUCAGCAUGAAUUGUAUAGUCUUAAUAAAAGUUACUUACUCCCCAUUAAUCAUUUAUUGUGAAAAGGAAAGAUAAUGUGCUACAAUUUUUCUCUUUUGUUGAGCUUCCGUGAAGGACAGACUGGAAGUGAAGUAUACCAGUGACUAUGAAUCAGUUUUUAAUGCUAUUUUGCUGUGUGAAUGAAAUAACUUGCUUUGUAUUAUAAAUGGAUUUCAGAUUAGAGGGUGAAAUGUUGAAAAAAUAUGAUGAAGUACCACAUUUUUAUUGGACAUUGUGUGUUUAAUAAAAUUGUAAUUGCGACUAGAUUUCCAAAUAAAAUUGUAAUUUUUACCCAUU
Molecule: messenger RNA, 8604 nt
Organism: Schistocerca serialis cubense
Lineage: Eukaryota; Metazoa; Arthropoda; Insecta; Orthoptera; Acrididae
Product: ataxin-2 homolog
Exons: 12
Coding region: 132-2963 (943 amino acids)
Molecular function (GO): zinc ion binding
Source: RefSeq, a predicted model, not a curated record